ACUGCCUCUUAUACGUGCUGAAAUGAGGUCAGGUUAGAUUUGAAGGAGAUUUAAUGAUUAGAGGGGGGACUGAAGUGAAGAAAGGGAGAGAGAGUACAGGUCUGAUCUGCAAAAAUUGAAAUGCAUACAUGUACUGUAUAAAUGUUACGCAAAAUUUGCACAUUUGUUUGAAUGUAAGAGCCUGUGUGCUAAACAAUAGAGAGCGGGUCAGGUAGUGGGUUGCGUCAAUGCACGGCUCUGGCUGCUCUGUGAAGUUGGUAAAUAAGGCUUGACCUCGCGCGGUGGAGAGAGAGAGAGAGAGAGACAAACUGGAAGGAACGCUGCCAGCACCAGCAGCAGCUAGCAUAGAGAGGAGGGCGACCAACAAACAACCAACCUGCAACUCCUGCUGCAAGCAAACGCGAACGUGCUGUUAUAUGCAUACUAAAUAAAGAGCGGUUAGUUUGACUCGCGCUCAGACCGUUGACCUCUUCAGUUGGAGAAACAAACGGAGACGACAGCUGCUGUCCAUCAUGGCAGGCGAUAUGAUGUUACUCAUGCGAGGCUUGGCAAAGUUGAGCCAGGCGGUGGUAGAGACUCAGGCCAGCACCCUGCGCAGUGGAACAGGGGUCGCAGGAGUUGGUGCUGCAGUCCAAAGUGUCCAAUUGGCUGCUGAGCAAAGCCUCUCUGCCGCUAUGAUGAAAAUGCAGGAGCUGACUGGCCAGCAGCAGACCUCUUCAUCAGAGUCCGAAUUUGACUUUCCUCAGGAUGACAGUGCAUUUGCAGCUUCAGAGUUCAGGGAGGAAGGUGUAGACUUCACAGCAGAUCACACUGGAAGUAGUGAUGAUGCCACAGCCCUUCACAGCGCAGCAGCAGGAGCGGGCCAUAUCAAACAGUCGUUGUUUGAGGGAUACAAAGAUCCCAGCAAACAGUUUAGUGGACACACCAGAUCUUACCACCAAAAUACCAGACAUUUCUACAACCACCGUCUGAACCGGCAUUUGUGGGAACAGCUGUACCGUCAGCAUCAGGUCAGUCCGCUCAGGAGCUACCAUCAGGACCCAUCCACAGUUGGAGGGCUGACGGCUGAAGACAUCGAGAAAGCAAGACGGGGCAAGAAGGCUGAGAUCAAAUCACACAAACAGAUGUUGAGUGAUAGAGCCAGAGAGAGGAAAGUUCCGGUGACUCGCCUCGGCAGACUGGCCAACUUUGGAGGUCUAGCUGUAGGUUUGGGGUUUGGAGCCCUGGCAGAAGUUGCCAAGAAGACCAUGAUCAGACACAGUGAUGCAGCAGGUGAAAAUAAGAAAGGCAUUCUGGACUCUAGCCCGUUCCUGUCAGAGGCCAACGCUGAACGCAUUGUCAGAACCCUGUGUAAAGUCAGAGGAGCUGCAUUAAAACUGGGACAGAUGCUCAGCAUCCAAGAUGAUGCAUUCAUCAACCCUCAACUUGCCAAGAUCUUUGAUCGCGUAAGACAGAGUGCUGACUUCAUGCCAAUCAAACAAAUGACCAAAGCGUUGAACAAUGAUUUGGGUCCUAACUGGAGAGACAAGCUGGAAUCGUUUGAGGAGCGUCCAUUUGCAGCAGCGUCCAUUGGCCAGGUUCACCUGGCGAGGAUGAAGGAUGGCAGGGAGGUGGCCAUGAAAAUACAGUACCCUGGUGUGGCUCAGAGUAUCAACAGUGACGUCAACAACUUGAUGGCGGUGCUGAGUAUGAGCAAUGCCCUUCCUGAAGGUCUGUUUCCAGAGCACCUGAUAGACGUAAUGAGAAGAGAGCUAGCACUAGAGUGUGAUUAUAUUAGAGAAGCCCAGUGUGCAAAGAAAUUCAGGGAGCUUUUGAAGGACCAUCCGUUCUUCUAUGUACCAGAGGUGAUAGAGGAGCUGUGCAGUAGCCAUGUCCUGACCACAGAGCUUGUCCCCGGGUUUCCCUUGGACCAGGCUGAGAACCUCACACAGGAGCUGAAGAACGAGAUCUGUGAGAACAUCUUGACAUUGUGCCUCAGAGAGCUGCUUGAGUUCAGGUACAUGCAGACUGACCCAAACUGGUCCAACUUCUUCUAUGAUCCACAGACACACAGGGUGGCGCUGUUGGACUUUGGAGCCACGAGAGGAUUCGAUCUGAGUUUCACAGAUGCCUACAUAGAGGUUAUCCGUUCAGCUGCCGAGGGCGACAGAGAGGGAGUUCUGAAGAAAUCUAUCGAGAUGAAGUUCCUGACUGGGUAUGAGUCCAAGGCAAUGAUACUUGCCCAUGUUGAUGCGGUGAUGAUCCUUGGUGAGGCCUUCGCCUCCACAGACACAUUUGAAUUUGGCUCCCAGUCCACCACGAGGAGAAUCCACAACCUCAUCCCUGUAAUGCUCAAACACCGGCUCACCCCCCCUCCCGAGGAGACCUACUCACUCCACCGUAAGAUGGGCGGCUCGUUCCUUAUCUGCUCCCGGCUGAAUGCAAAGCUGCAAUGUAAGGACAUGUUCCAAAAAGCAUAUCAGAAGUACUGGGAAGGCCGCACACCACCCUCUCACUAAGCCUCAGCCAAUCCCAAGUGUCAGGCGAUUUGAUGGACAGAUCCUGGGGCCAAUGGCAAAGUGCAAGCCAGUGGUGAGGUUGUGUUGUGAAUACUCUCAACAGCAAAGCAGAUGCCAUGUUACCUGCCCUUAAAUAGUCAUCGAGCACCAGCUUAUCUUUCCCAUUUUGGGAACCCCACUACGAUGAGUUUUUCAAAGGCACUUGUAUGUACUUGCAUCCAUCAUUUCUUUGUUUGAGAGGGAGCAGCAUCAUGGCGUCUGGAGUGCAUUAAGACAAAACUCUAUCUAUAGCUCUGAGAGGACAGACUGAAAAGACUGAGGUGGAUGGAAGGAGAGAGACAGCUUUGCGAAAAGUAGUUCAGCUGUAACAUGAAUGUAGAAAGGUUGGAAAUUGAUCUCUCUCUCCUGAUGUUUUCAAAAAUGAUUAUUGCAUUUUCUUUUGUUUUGCAUUGCUGUGUUUUAUUGAUCUUUUGGAAAAUCCAUCCAACUUUAUGUAAUGGUAUGGAAUUAAUGAAAAAGACUAAAAUCUAAAUGUAAACACAGUCACAUAAUAAUGGAGUGAAUACAGUAUUUGGGCUGUAUGAGCCGCACAGUAUUGGCCAGGACCAACGUGUCUGGGAAGUUUGAUUAGAUUGUCUGAAUAUAAAUAAUAAGGUUUGGUCUAAAUGUAGACGGCAAAGUUUGCAGUUUUGUUUAGAAGAAAAUAGUUUGUCAAGAUGUUGCCAAGCGAUCAAGUUCAGGGUGAUUUAUCCAUUUGUAGAAAAUGUGACGAACUGGAAUUUGUCAGCAUUUACACACAAGAAUGGCUGACUUUUAACUUGUGUGUAUUUUCUGUAUCAGUGUAGCAAUUCAGAUAUCAGUUGCUGUUGAUAGUUUUUAGCUUUUUAGGGAGACAUUCUAUUGGCAGAAUUUUGAUUUAACCCAUCGGUCUUUUUCAAGUGACAUUUAACAUGACUUUCAGGAUAUGUAAUUGUUGAUUUUACUCCGUUUGGGUCUGGGGAUGAAAGUCUACAGAGCUGCUGCUGCACAUUUUUAUCCCUUUAUGUCCCAUCUGAUGAUUUGUCUUCAACCAUUGUCCAUAUGGGGAUGAUUUAGCUUGUGAAUUCCAGUUGAUUUUCAACAUGUUAGCAUUAUAGCUCAGAUUUGAAUUUUUUUUUUUGUUAGUACCAAAGCAUGAUUUAACUGUUUGUAAAAGCAUAUAGAAAUGAAACCAUAUUGAUCCAUGUUGCUCACUGUAAGAAGUCUGACAGAAAGACACAUGGACCUGUGCUUAGUCAUGAAUGUUAAUGAACUACGGGAUGGAAGAAGCUCCUCUUGAUAUCGCUCAGCUCGUGGGCACACCUUGUUUUCACAAGUGGGUAAUCUCUCCACGCCUUCUCAGGUGUUAAAUCCUCCGUCACCUGGCUGGUGUGCGACUGUCAAACUUUGCUCUGCUGUGUGAGUACAGUUAUAAUGGUCUAUGGUGUAAAGUUGAAAAAAUGAACAAAAAAAAUUCUGUUGCACAAGGUGCCUGUAGUUUCCAGUGGAAAUCUCAACUUUAUAUUUCAUAUCAGGACUCUGCGAAAAAAUGGUUUAAAUGUUCUAAUCAAACUAAAUGUUGUGAUUAAAAAUAUUGUAUGGAAAGAGUAAAUGUUUGAUCUACUGUAUACUUGU
Messenger RNA from Sander lucioperca (pikeperch), 4151 nucleotides. RefSeq names its product coenzyme Q8A, genome duplicate a (gene coq8aa). The transcript has 17 exons. Gene Ontology annotation, cellular component: extrinsic component of mitochondrial inner membrane. Gene Ontology annotation, biological process: ubiquinone biosynthetic process. Bases 513 to 2498 code for a protein of 661 amino acids. The record is from RefSeq and is a predicted model, not a curated record. Gene Ontology annotation, molecular function: kinase activity. NCBI's taxonomy places the organism in Eukaryota, Metazoa, Chordata, Actinopteri, Perciformes, Percidae.